This is a messenger RNA of Coniophora puteana RWD-64-598 SS2, 831 nucleotides long. RefSeq lists its product as uncharacterized. The record is from RefSeq and is a predicted model, not a curated record. NCBI's taxonomy places the organism in Eukaryota, Fungi, Basidiomycota, Agaricomycetes, Boletales, Coniophoraceae. Bases 1 to 831 code for a protein of 276 amino acids. The transcript is spliced from 3 exons.
AUGUCAAAGGUUCUCGCCAUAGGGGCUUCCCGCAACAUUGGAUACUACUCCUCAUUGAGACUUCUUGAACUGGGCUACACUGUCACCUUUCUUCUCAGGAAGCCAGAAUGCUUCGACCAAGACGAGGCUGUAACCCGCUUCGUGAAAGACGGCAAAGCCCGCCUGAUCAAGGGCGACGCUCUGGUCAAAGCCGACGUUCAGCGCGCCUGGGCUGAGGCCGCCAAGGGCGGCGACGAUAAGACUGUCGACUUCAUGCUGUUCACUGUCGGGGGCACGCCCUCCUUCAAGCUGACCAAAGGCUUCGUCAUCGAGCCCCCGAACCUCGUCACACAAUCCCUCCUCAACGUCCUCGAGACGCUCCCCGCCGACAGUCCGGACGUCAAGCUCCUCACCAUCUCCUCGACAGGCCUCACGCGCGAGUCGCACGACGCGCUCCCAUGCGCGCUCAAGCCCCUGUACGGGUACGCGCUCGCGGCACCGCACAAGGACAAGUGCGGCGCGGAGGAGAUUCUCGCGCACGCUGCCGGAUGGAAGUGGGACGUACAGGACAGCGCGGGCGAGGAGAUCCUCGGUGCGGGCUGGACGAGGCGCGUGCCCGAGCCUGCGGCGCUGAAGCGUCUGGUGGUUAUCCGGCCGGCGUUGCUCACGGACGGGGAGUGCGUCGCAGAUAAGCCGCAGAAGCAGCCCGGGAAGGAGGCGUACCGCGUCAAGCAGGGUGACAUUGACAGCAGCUGGACGAUCUCGCGUAAGGAUGUCGCACACUUCAUGGUGGAAAAAGUGAUCAAGAACUGGGAUGAGUGGGAGGGGAAGCGGGUGAGCAUUGCUUAUUGA